AUGGCUGGAGCGGAGGCCAAGGCCGUCGCCGCAAUUCGAGCGCUUGGCCGCGGAUUUGACGUGACUUUGGAUCUCAAAGUGGAAUACGCCAAGGGCUGCCUGAUCGACGUGGAUCAAGAGACCCGCGAGCUCAUUGUUCCUGGGAAUGUGGUUGUGGAGAAUGUUUCCAAGGACAUCAAAGUGGACAAGGGAGAAAAUACGCGAUUCCGGACCGACGUUUUGGAUUUUCACCAGAUGUCCGAGAGGUUUAAUCACAACGUUGGAAUCGCAGGGAAAAUGCCGCUGGGAUUAUUCACUGCCAUGUUUGAUCUCAAAGGUCCGUGGCAAGUUGAUGCAUUGUCCACAAAAAGUCUAGCAAUCGAUGGCUACUUCGCUAUCCUUUACGAAGUGAAAGUCACGAAAGCGCCCUUGAGGCUCAUUCAGGAAGUCAAAGACGCUGUCUCAUCGACUUGGCAGCCUUUAGAACUCACCAGGUUUAUCGAGAAAUAUGGAACUCACGUAAUCACGGGCGUAAAAGUUGGAGGCAAGGACGUGAUUUAUCUCCGACAGAACCAAUCCUCGACACUCAAUGCGGCCGACAUUCAACGAUAUCUAGAUUCAAUUUCCGAACAAAGAUUUGCGGAUGGUGGUGGAAGGAGUAACAGACGGUUCAAAGUUUUCAAGAAGGGAGCAAAGAAGAAGAAUGUGGAGGUGAAGUUCAAGCGAAGAGGUGGACUAGAUUCCAUAAGGGACCACAACCCAUGGUUACUCUCGGUUCCUGACGCCCCGGAAGUCGUAUCCAUGUCGUUUGUCCCGAUAACUGCUUUGCUGGCUGACAAGCCUCCGAUUGACGAGUUGCUAUAUUUUCUAGAAUUCCAAGUACCCCGUCAAUGGUCUCCAAGUUUAGAUCCUUCUACGAGUCAAACGAGCAGCGCAAAGCUACCAGCGCUGCAAUUCUCUCCCAUGGGGCCUAAGCUACAUGUAGCUACGGACGAGGGGAAAAGUCUCAACAGACUAUCAGUUCACUUGCAAUAUCUCUCCAAUCUUCCGAAAAUUCUUGAGCAGCACUGGGGUACAAGCACGUACAGCGACGCACCGCGCUGGAAAAGGUCAGACGAAGAUCCACGGUGGUUGGAACACGUCCAGUGGAAGAGCUUCUCUCACAUCAACACCGCGCCAGUCGAGUACGUUGAGCCAUGCAUUGGUGACGAGGCCAGUGCUUUCAUUGUAACCGGCGCUCAACUCCAGGUCUCGGACUCAAGAACAAGGCCCGUGCUUUUCCUCAGGCUCCAGUUUACGAGAGUUCCUGGAUGCAGUAUAAGGCGGUCAGUGUGGGAUCACAUGCCAGCGUCGUCUCAAAAGUCAUCCAGCACCGGCUUCUUCUCCCAGUUUGGAUUCAGCUCCAGCGUCAACCCACAAAAUGCGCAACCCCAGCGCUUUGUUCAGAACUCGGCAGUGUUUUCCGGGGGUCCAUCGCAGUCUGUGCACGGUUCCAGGUUAUUAAAGUUCGUGGACAUAAACGAGAUGUCCAAAGGGAUCCAGGAUGAGCCAGGACAUUGGAUUGUGACCGGAGCGAAGCUGGACGUGGAAAACGGAAAGAUCUGCUUGAAAGUCAAGUACUCGCUGCUGAGCCUGGAAAGAAGGCAAGAAAGUUUGCAAGAAGGCGAAGAGGAUCAGAGUUUUUGCACUAGCUGCGAAUCUGGCGAUUUUUCUAUGGCAAAGAAGCUUUUUGCCCGGUUAAGUGACGGGUACUACUUCGGGACAGGAUGA
Messenger RNA from Selaginella moellendorffii, 1749 nucleotides. Its product is annotated as MACPF domain-containing protein CAD1. The record is from RefSeq and is a predicted model, not a curated record. The coding region runs from base 1 to 1749 and encodes 582 amino acids. The transcript is spliced from 7 exons. Gene Ontology annotation, cellular component: plasma membrane. NCBI's taxonomy places the organism in Eukaryota, Viridiplantae, Streptophyta, Lycopodiopsida, Selaginellales, Selaginellaceae. Gene Ontology annotation, biological process: regulation of salicylic acid mediated signaling pathway; plant-type hypersensitive response.